UGAAAAAUGAUUUGAGAAAGAAGAACCCAACAAAGGCAAGCUCAAAGUGAAAACACUUUCCACUCUCUUCGAUCAACCCAAAGAAAACAUUUGUCACUUCACAAACUCAAUUCGCAAAACACACAACAAAAUUUUUAUUUAUUUCAGGAAUCUCUCUGAUGGCGUAAUUUAAGGAAAGUCAUUAAAAGUGCCCGAGAAAGGGCACUGAGCAUCGUUAUCUGCACUCUGAAACUGAACCACAACUGAUUCUUCAAUAUCAGAGGUGUUUUGCAGUGAACGAUUGCUCUCUGCUUCUAAACUUCAUUCGAUCGUUUGCUUCACAAUCAGUUCUCUCCCCAAAAUUCUUAUAUAUAUAUAUAUAAACAUCUAUAUAUAUAUAUCAACUGGAGAAGUGAAGAUGCUUACGUGCAUAGCUCGUCCAAAACAGGCCAGCGAUGAAUCGCUGAAUCAACGUGAAGAGUUAGACCUCAAUGGCCCACCAGGUUCUAAGCAAGCCAUGAAAUCCCUCACUUCUCAGAUCAAGGAUAUGGCGCUGAAGGCGUCGGGAGCGUACAGGCACUGCAAUCCGUGUACGGGGACGUUGACGCAGCAGCGACACAACAACUACGCCGAGUCGGACUCGGUGUCGGCGUCGGAAAGGUUCCGGUGGUCGUACCGUCGGACCGGGAGCUCAAACUCGAGCUCUACAAAUCUGAGGCCUUGGGGAAAGGAAAUGGAGGCGAGGCUGAAGGGGAUUUCGAGCGGCGAGCGCACGCCGGCGUCGGCGAGUGGCCGGCGAGUUGACCCGAUCGUGUUCGUCGAGGAAAACGAGCCUAAGGAGUGGGUCGCACAAGUAGAGCCAGGUGUUCUCAUCACCUUCGUCUCGCUUCCACGUGGCGGUAAUGAUCUCAAGCGUAUUCGAUUCAGUCGUGAAACAUUCAACAAAUGGCAAGCUCAAAGGUGGUGGGCAGAGAAUUAUGACAAAUUAAUGGAACUCUAUAAUGUUCAGAGAUUAAACCGCCAAGCUUUUCCUCUCCCGACACCUCUGAGAUCUGAAGAUGAGAAUUCGAAAAUUGAAUCUGCCGAAGGCAGUCCUGUAACACCGCCGCUGGGUAAAGAACGCCUACCUCGUACCUUGCACCGACCAAUGGGAAUGGGAUACUCAUCCUCUGAUUCACUUGAACAUCACCCAAUGCAAUCUCGCUAUAACUAUGAUUCUUGUGGUGUCAACUCAACCCCCAAACUCUCAAGCAUCAGUGGAGCUAAGACAGAAACAUCAUCAGUAGAUGCCUCUAUAAGAACUAGUUCAUCAAGAGAGGUCGACCGCUCUGGAGAGUUAUCUAUCAGCAAUGCUAGUGAUCUAGAGACUGAAUGGGUUGAACAAGACGAGCCAGGGGUUUAUAUUACAAUCAGAGCACUGCCAGGCGGAACUAGGGAGCUGAGACGUGUCAGAUUCAGCCGAGAAAAGUUUGGGGAGAUGCAUGCUAGACUAUGGUGGGAAGAAAACCGGGCCAGGAUACACAAACAAUAUUUGUGAUUGACAUUAGAGGAUGGCUGCAGGUGGUGGUGGUUUGCUGAUCAGGGAGGUGGUGACUUCUAUACUUUUGUUCUGUCAUACCAAUGAAGUGUUUGCAUCCAUAUAAAGAAGAAUCCCGGAUUUGAGAUUGCUUCAAAGCAUCCUUGUGGUUUGUGAAUUUUAUUUCCUUCUUUUUUUUUCAAAUUAAGUUGUAUAAAAUUAUGAUGGAUGAAGAGCACCCCGGUUUUGUAUUUGGGUUAUAAUGGUAUAGAGAAUGUUAAAUUUGGAAUUAGAGAACAAUAUUAGUACCGAUAGGUGGAAAACUUCUCUUUACUCUU
Messenger RNA from Cornus florida, 1833 nucleotides. RefSeq names its product protein Brevis radix-like 4. The transcript is spliced from 7 exons. The record is from RefSeq and is a predicted model, not a curated record. Bases 398 to 1516 code for a protein of 372 amino acids. Lineage: Eukaryota; Viridiplantae; Streptophyta; Magnoliopsida; Cornales; Cornaceae.